Messenger RNA from Xyrauchen texanus (razorback sucker), 2816 nucleotides. RefSeq names its product growth arrest-specific protein 1-like. The record is from RefSeq and is a predicted model, not a curated record. Bases 635 to 1417 code for a protein of 260 amino acids. The transcript has a single exon. NCBI's taxonomy places the organism in Eukaryota, Metazoa, Chordata, Actinopteri, Cypriniformes, Catostomidae. Gene Ontology annotation, biological process: regulation of cell cycle.
AAGAGGCCAGUGUGUGAAUUUGUUGGCGGUGUGCUUUCCCCGUGUUAUUUAUCUGUUUGCGUCCAGAUGCGUCUUUAAUGACGGACGACAAGCGCACACCCGUGAAUUUAUCACUUCAGUCAACGGGACGGUGAAAUCGCAAGAGUACAAAUGCGUGUAGUCAGCGAGCACAUUUGGACGUGAGUGGGAGAAGCGAGAGGACGAGCUCCUGGGUUCCUCACUUCUACCCACAAGAUAGACAGCGGUGGAAGGAGGAAACACCGCACUGUCACACGAGCCGGGACGAUGGAGUGAAUGAACCGUUUGCUGGAAACAGCACUUUUAACAACCCAGGCUCCUUUGUUAAAAAAACAGAAAAACAACAACAAAAAAAUCCACCAUGGAAUACGCAAACAUAUAUCUUUACAGCUUUACAGUAACCGUGGAAAUCUUCAACUGAGUAGACCAGCACCACAAGAUUUCGAAGGGAAACCUUUUUCUUCUUUUGGAUGGACCUUAAAAUCUUGAACAUAUCAUUAAUAUUUGAAGGCAUGAUCUGAGCUGAGGGAGUUUUCCCUCACUAGCUGUAAUGGAAAUAUGAAAUAUGCGAGUUUGAAACGGACCUGACGCCAACCAAACUUUUACCGCAUUCGACAUGGCAAAUCGUGCAUGUUUGGUUCGGGACGCGCGCACGUUGAUUUGGCCUUUCGCUUGUGUGUUUGUGUGUUUCGGCUAUUUUUCUCUCGCCGCUUCCAAUCACGGCCGUCGGUUGAUUUGUUGGCAAGCGAUAUUAAACUGUCAGUCGGAGCCUGAGUGUCAUUACGCGUAUGAUCAGUAUUUGCACGCCUGUGACACCAUCCUGACCGGCCAGAGGAGAAAAUGUCCCAGUCACUGCAUCUCGUCGCUGGUUCAGUUAAACCUGACCAAAAACGGCCCGGCGCUGGAGGACUGCAACUGCGCCUCGGACCCCCGCUGCCGUGAGACCAAGCGAGCCAUCGAGCCGUGCCUGCCCAAAACCAGCAGCAUGGGCUGCACCGAAGCACGGCGGCAGUGCGAGAGAGACGGCCAGUGCCGAAGCGCGAUGGGCGAUUAUUUAAUUCACUGCGGGAAACUCUUCAGCGGCUCCAGCUGCUCGAACUCUUGCCGCAAUGUCAUCGCGUACAUGCGAAAACUACCCAAAGCGCAACUCUUGGAUUCUUGCGUCUGUGACGGAUCCGAGCGGACUAUCUGUGAAUUUAUCAAAACUAGUAUGAAAACCCUUUGCUUUGACUCCCCUCCCGUGGACGAAGAAGGCUCCAGUGGUUUGGACGACGAUGAACAGGAUGAUGAGUAUUAUCCAUUGGAGUCUGAGGCCAAGAGGAACACAGGUUCUGCUUUUGUGGCAUGUUCCGUUUUGACUGUGGUGGCAUCCAUUUUGGUUCUUGUGCCGCUUCAUUGAUCACUUUGGUGGCAAGAUAUUCAUCUGCUCCAACAGCUGUUCGGGAAUAGUGCAUUUUGUCUUUUUUGUCUCCAAAGAGUAGACUACACAAGUUAAAGGAAAGCUCCAGGUUCAGUGCAGCACUUGUGUUGUAAUAUUGAUUGCCACAACAAUAAGUUUGAUUUGCCCCUCGCUUAUCAGAAGCAAAGCAAAAAUCGCGCAGUAAUAAUGGAAGUGAAUGGGGCCAAUUAACGAACACACACCGUUUUAAAAGUAUAGCCACAAGACGUAAACAUGAUUUGUUGGUGUUAACAUGAUUUUAGUGUGAUAAAAUUGCUUACUAACUUUAUCUGUGUUAAGUUAUAUCCAAUAGUACAACUUUGUUGCUGUGACAACAUAACGCUGGUAAUCUGGUAAACACCGUAACGCCGGUAAAUCCUCCUUUUUUUUCUUACACUAACAUCAUGUUAACUUGUUUAAUGUUUACAUCUUGUGGCAAUACUUAUGAAACGGUGUGUAUUUUAAAGUAAAUGAACUGGCCCCAUUCACUUCUACUCUUAGUGCAAUUAAACGAGGGACGAGUCGAUUAUUUUUGUGGGGAUCAACAUUAUACCACAAAUGCUGUCAAUUGAGCUGAACUUGUGUACAAUCUGGAACAUUUCUUAAAAGUUUUGAGAUGUAGUUCAUGCCCAGAAAUGGUCUCGUAAAUGUGCUGUGAUUCACUAUGCAAAUGUACCGCUGCAACUCAUUUGGCCCAGGUGAACUGUGCCUCAUCUAAUGGAAGUUUCCAUUAUCAAGCAUUCAAUUCUUAUUCUGAAGUCAUUUAAGAGCAGAGUACUGCAAGUCAGUCAACUGCCUUAAACACAUUUGUCUAUAUCAAAUAUGUUUUGACUCUGUCAAACUUAUUUCCUUAAAGGAUAUGAAAAUGUUUAUAUUGUUACAUAGACAUUUUAAUAAUUAAAUAUUUUGAUUACAAAGCUGUGCACUGCCAAUGUAAAACUAGAUUUUUUAAAUAUGUAAAGUAUUUUUUAUAAAGUUGCAAAUGAUCUUGCAUAUAACUUCUGUAUAAAGUGCUUUGAAUGCUGGAGUGAAUGAGUAGAUAUUAGAUAAUAGCCUAUGCGAGUAUUCUGUAGAUUUGAUACACCUUAUGAAAAUACCAGAGAUUCAUCAGAGAAAACUUUAUUUUUAUCAAAAAUAACCUUCAAAACAAAGGGCAAUUAUUCCAGCUUUAAAGGGAAGUUCAAUGUUUGUUUUAAUUAUUUUUCCUUUUAAGAUAUUGUACAGUGUACAGAUUUCAGAGAAUCUUUUAAAUGUUAUCAAAGACAAACUAUAUACUGUGUAGAAAUGUCUAAAUUCACUGUAUGACUGCCUUAGUGAUUUUCUUUUUAAGGCAUAAAAAACUAAAGUGCAAAAAUUCAAA